Messenger RNA from Bactrocera neohumeralis, 1027 nucleotides. RefSeq names its product general odorant-binding protein 99a (gene Obp44a). The transcript is spliced from 2 exons. NCBI's taxonomy places the organism in Eukaryota, Metazoa, Arthropoda, Insecta, Diptera, Tephritidae. The record is from RefSeq and is a predicted model, not a curated record. Gene Ontology annotation, biological process: sensory perception of smell. Gene Ontology annotation, molecular function: odorant binding. Bases 122 to 553 code for a protein of 143 amino acids.
UUUUAUCAGUCAAUUUUUGUAUUUCUCAGCAUUUACAAUUGCGCUUAGCAACCAACUGAGACAUCCUUACAGAGAGCGAGCCUUUACAAAACAGGAAUCAAGCAUAAUUUUAAUAAACAAAAUGAAAUACAUCGUCGCUGUUUUACUCGCCGCAUUGGUGGCUAUGGCCGCUGCCGAGGAGUACAAGAUACGCAAUCAGGAUGAUUUGUUGAAGGCGCGCAAAGAAUGCAUGGAAGCGAAGAAGGUGCCCACCGAACACAUUGAGAAGUUCAAGAAAUUCGAAUUUCCCGAUGAUGAGGUGACGCGCUGCUACAUUGAGUGCAUCUUCAACAAAUUCCAACUCUUCAGCCCCACCGAAGGUUUCAAAACACAAAAUCUGAUUGCACAACUCGGCCAAAAUAAGGAGAAUAAGGACGCUGUGAAGGCUGAUAUUGAGAAGUGCGCCGAUAAGAAUGAACAGAAAUCAGACUCAUGCACAUGGGCAUAUCGUGGAUUCAAGUGCUUCAUCAGUAAGAAUUUACCGCUGGUGCAGGAAAGCCUCAAGAAGAAUUAAAUGCAUUCACAGAUGACGAGAAGUGAGCGUGUAGCCGGUGCCGAGCAUGACAUGAACCACUAACAUCACCACCACCACCACAAUCACCGUUAGCAACAGCAUCAUAAACAAUAACAUAGAUAACAACUGCCCUAAGCUUGUGCAAUGCAAACCAUAGUAGUGAGCAAACAACAACAGCAACUGCAUCAGAACCAUAGUAAAGCCAGGUAAAUUACAAGCGCAUAGGCACACCGGCGUCAAAUAACUGAAAACAAAAAGUAAACAUUCAGGCUCAUGCUCAUGUAUGUAUGUAUUAAAUAAUAAAGAUAGAGUAUACAUUUGCAAUAGUACGGUUGAAUCAUCUUGAAACGUCCUGUUAUUUUCGCAUUUAACUACUACAAUUUUUUUUGUUCACACAUCUAUGUAUUAUGUUUCAUUCGUUCGAUGUUAAUUAACUUUCACGAAUAAAAAUGAAAUUAAUUACAAUGUGCAAAA